CAAGGUACGCGACGAUCGACACGAUGAUUGCUUAGUUUGCAAAUCAAAUGCAUAAACCACACCCCAUAAACGGCAGCACAAACAGAAAAUGACUAGCGCUUCGCACCUCGACAGAAAACAACUGCAGCAGCCGUGCGCAAAUAUGAAGAAGCACCAACACGAGGACGGGAACUCUGACAGCGAUGCAGAGCUGGAAUCUUCUGCUCCAUCUACGACGAAUGUCCAUCCUUCUUCUUCUUCUUCCAACUUCCUCCUUCCCUCGUCUUCUCAGCGGAGAUCCAUCUCCAUGGGAGACUUUCGGAGAGUCCCUGCAGGACAGACGUGCUCCGAGCCGCCCUCUGCAGCUGCCACGGCGCCCUCGUCCAAGCUGGUCACCCCCAGCUCAAGUAUGGAGUUCGAGGCAGCUCGUCGGCGCCUCCUGGAGGUGGAAGAGCGCCAGCGCGUCAUCAGGGAGAUGGAGAGGCGACUGGAGGAGCUCAGGGAGGUGUUUGUGCGCUCCGAGCAGGAGGCGGUGGAACACGGGGAGCUAGUGGCCCGCAUCACCGCUGCCGCCCAGCAGGGAGAACUAUAUGUGGCGGAGAACGGACAGCGGCUGAAAAAGGGAUUGCGGUUCAAACGGCACAGGCCCACCAUUGUCUUCUCCUCCAUGCUGGGAUUGAGAACGUGCCUCCCUUGGCCUGUCAAACUCAAAUAACGAAACAUCCGCUGCAAGACAGCAUCGUCGGCUUCUAAUUUUGUACUCGCUAUUAGUCAGGAAAUGCUGAAACCUUUGUUAUGUUUGCAUAUAUUGUUAACUGAGAUCUUAGAUGGUGCUUCAUUUGAGCCAACUGAAGUAGCGCAGGCCUCGUAUUUGCUGCUUGAACAACCCACUGGGCAUUUUCUGUAAUGUGUGAGAACUUUGUUGAUGGUUGGAGCUCUGCACAUGUGUCACACUUUCAUGAACCUGAGGUUUUGCUUGGUGUGCGUGUAAACGUGUGAAUGUCAGGAGACUAUUCUUCCAGUCAGUCAGGUUUCCUGUGACUGGUCGAAAACGAAAAGCAUUGUUCUUUAUUGCAGGAAGGUGUGCAGAAACGGAGGGUUUAGGCCUUUCAUGCCAAGAACGUUAACUAUAACAAACUACAUUAGUGUCCACGCCAGUGUACAAUAACAUUCCGGUUGUUAUAAGCAUGCAUUACAGUUGUCUGCCAUUGUGAAUGCUCAACUCUAUAAUGUCAGGUGGAUUCUGAUUGGCUAUCAAAGAUUUGAUCAUUCAUCAGCUAGAAUGUGAUUCCAGUAAUAUUGUUCCUAUGUGACGGUAUCGUUACAUUUGUAGUAUGGACCAUUCUGAUCAAAUUAGAGUUUUAUAGUUAGAGUUCUCGCUAUAGUUAUCCUUGGUGUGAAUGACAGAUGGAUUGUAUGAUUUGUGCACAUAUACUGGGGACAGGUGCACACAUGCGCUCUGGUCCUCUUGAGUUCUCCAGUUUACGUCUGGGGUGCCAAGUGAGCAUGUGUGGAUGGAAAAGAGAAGUGGCGAUUUAUCUCUCUCUCUGAUCCAAAACUACAGCUCGUGAAUGACAGGCAGAGGACAUUUUGAGAUUCUUACUGUAUGAUUUCAUUCACUGAAGACCUCUAGUUAGUUUGUGUGCACUACUAAUAUUGCCUUUAAAUAUGCAGUUGAUAUAUGUAAGCGUAUGACUGUGUCCGAAAUGUAAGUCCCGGUCAGUCAAUGACCUCACAGGCAGAAUGAAGGCUUUCAAACCAGCUUUUAAAGCUUUACUGUCAUGUGGAAUGACCUAGAACUAAUUCUUGUGAGAGAUGACCAGACAAAUAUUUAAUGACUACAAAUGCCUGAUUCUCUCCAGAAUUAAUAUGUUAUGAAUGUACAGUCAUAAAUUAUCAGCUGCUCCAUCAGAUACCAUUUUCAGUCUUUCCAGCACUCGAUGAACCACACACAAAUAAUGGAAAAAUCACAGGAUGUUAUGCUAACAUCUGACGUCGUCCUACCUCCGUAUUUUUUCAGGUUUCAGGCACAGCCAAUAACACUCAUUUGAUACUGAAUGGAAAUGGGCUAUGAAGUGUAUCACAUGCAGGUUGAUUAUUCAGUGCAAACUGCUCUCAUGGAAACUUUCUGUCUCUGUGUUUUCGCUCUCUCUCUUUGAGCAAAUGGCUCUAGCUCAGCCUUGUUUGAGAGGAGUGCGUUUGGGGACUUCAGCAAAACACAGGAGACUGCUAUUCUUGGCUUGAACCGGUUAAGUCCAGAUGAUUCUGGGCUAGGUAGAGCAAGAAAGAUGGUGUGAUGCUGGCUAUUUCUGCUGUACUGCAGGGUAAGUCAGCAGGACAGUGCAUCACUACUGAGAAUGUAGCCUGCACCUGGCAUCUUUCCUCAUUGUGUAAGCAGACAGUUGCUCUACUCGCUGCAUCAUAUUGAGAAAAAAAAAACAUUAUUAUUGCAUCAUACUUUUAAACUACUACUACUAUUACAACUACUACUAAUGAUUAUUAUUAAUACAAAUAAUAAUAUUAAUAAUUACAUUUAAUGAGUACAAGUUAUUAUAGCAGUAGUCCAAACAUUUAGCAUUAACUUUGCUCUGUAUUAUCAGAUUAUGUUCUACCAAAAUUUGAAAGUUUUUAAUAAGAUUUUAAACAUCUAUUUACUCUUAUGUAACAUUAAUUAUUCAAUUGAAACGCUAUUAUUACAAUCAUUGCCUACACAUAGAAUGUCUUUUGAAAGGGUUCCUAUAUAAAUAUUACUGCACGCGUGAUGCUUUUUGUUUUUGCAGCUCUGUGUGUCGACAUUAGAUUUGCAUCAUUUGACGGGGCAGGUUGCCUGAAGACCACAGUCUUUAUUCAUUUCGAUUGAUCAGGCAUAAAGCAAACACAAUAGAAGUGACUGAAUCUCAGUUAAAGGGCUACCUUCAUUUCUUUAAUGAAAUAAGUUUUCGGUUUCCUUUAAUGGUUGUGCCGAUCUCCCUCAUUUUAGGAGGGAUUUGAUUUAGGCAGAUUUAGGACAUGCUGCUGUAGAGUGUUCUUGAGCGACAAAUCAACUGCAAACCAAACUAUGUUGUUGAGAUGACAGCCUUGUGUGAAGAUGUAUCAGUUUUGGAAUAAAAUAAUUAAUCCUCUAAAAACAUUUUCCACAGUAACCACAGUUUCUGCUCAAAUAUCUUGAUUUGUAAAAUUAAAAUGUUACAACUGUAAAACCACAACAAGAGUGUAGUAAGGUUUCAAAAGAUGAUAUUUAUUACACGGAUCUCUGGAGUGAUUCUGAUUGGUCAGCUGUGGUAUUCAGUACUCUGAUAUAUGAUAAUAUAGAGUUCCCACCCACUUUUUCAGCCACAAUCCAAACCUACUGUACACUAUGAGGUGUAUCACAAAAUUACAAACUUUGAAGCAAAAAAGUAAAAAUUGGACAAAAAGAAAAAAGUACAAAACUGUGUACUUAACGGUUUUAACUACAGUCCCGUAAAGUAUUGUGAAUGACAAUACAAUUACAAAUUAUGUGGAUAUAUAAAUGAUAGAUUUAAAGAUGUUGAUUUUAUAUAGAAUUUAUUUGCUGUUUAUUGCGAAUAAUGCAUAUUAGGCUAUAUUCAGAUUUAAGAACAUAGGGAAACUAGAUUUAUUUGCAGUGCUUCAUGGGAAUGGCCAGGUGCUGAAGUGUUCUCUUGGCAUGAAUUGCUUCUUGCAGUUAUGUGAUUGGUAAAGAUUUAUUUGCAGAAUCUUUGGUAAUGUAGUUUUUCACCAGAAAUCUCACUGGCAUUUUCAACAAAAGCAUAAACCAUCAAUGAACAACUUUGUAGCUCACAGUAGUUUUACAAUUUAUCUUUCAAAAUGACUCCCCUGCAGAGAAAAGCAAUGGGGUUUUUACUUCUGGAACCUGACUGCUGCACAUCAAGGCCAUGGAUUAUCAGGUAGCAUGCUACAUUUUUAAAGAGAAUCUUGGUUGUAGAAAUCCAGCGAUGCUACCCUGUUGAACGGUUUCUCGUUGGUAUUCGUGAUUUGUAGGCUACAUUUUCUCAGAAGCUAGAGUUAAAUAUUCAUUGAAUGCCUUAUCUCCUUUACUGUACAUAUGUAAUACAUUCACGCUGUGAGGUUUAAAGACACCUCGGCUGGAGACUCCCUCAAACUGAUUUUUGCACUGCACCUUUUAUGAGUUUUGCUAUGACAACUACUUAAAAAAAAAAAAAAAAAAAAAAAAACUUUCCCAAAGAUAUCCCUGGGCCCACUUGCAGGGUGAAUGUAAGGUCUGUUCAUGUGAACCAUUAUGAUGCCAUAUCCUAAAGGUUUCAUCGUGUAACACUAAUAUUUGUAAACCGUUUUGUUGAAUAUUCUGCUUUUGUUGUCACAUUAUGUAGUUUAGCCGAUUCAUUUUCUUUUCUCAACUGUAAAAUAACUUCUGCAAGCUAAUGCAAUCUUGAUGCUCAACAACUAUUUACACCAGCUUUUAUUGUUAGUGACAAUAUAAGAGAAUCUUUUUGGAUAAAAUACAUUGAAUGGGGUUCACAAACUCUUUAAACAUAACUUUUGCCUUUGUGUCUGUUUCUGUUUGAACACUGUUGAAAUUGAAUAAGAAUGUAUUCUAUUGAAUUGA
Carassius gibelio (silver crucian carp) is the source of this 4567-nucleotide messenger RNA. RefSeq lists its product as uncharacterized. The coding region runs from base 89 to 694 and encodes 201 amino acids. The transcript has a single exon. Gene Ontology annotation, biological process: regulation of cell population proliferation. The record is from RefSeq and is a predicted model, not a curated record. Gene Ontology annotation, molecular function: DNA binding. Gene Ontology annotation, cellular component: nucleus. Lineage: Eukaryota; Metazoa; Chordata; Actinopteri; Cypriniformes; Cyprinidae.